CCGGACGAGACCGCGCGACACCCACGCUGCCAACUAGACAGCCUCCGUCCCCGCCCCAGGUACCUGACCAUGUGGCCCCUGUGGCUCCUCUCGGCGCUGCUGGCCUUGGGCCAGGCCCUGCCGUUCGAGCAGAGGGGCUUUUGGGACUUCACCCUGGACGACGGGCUUCCCAUGCUGAAUGACGCCGAGGAGGCUUCGGGGGCCGACAGCACAUCGGGCGCCCCAGACCUGGACUCCAUCACCCCCACCUUCAGUGCCAUGUGCCCAUUCGGCUGCCACUGCCACCUGCGUGUGGUCCAGUGCUCCGAUCUAGGUCUUAAGGCGGUCCCCAAGGACAUCUCCCCGGACACCACAUUGCUGGACCUGCAGAACAAUGACAUCUCCGAGCUCCGCAAGGACGACUUUAAGGGCCUCCAGCACCUCUACGCUCUGGUCCUGGUGAACAACAAGAUCUCCAAGAUCCACGAGAAGGCCUUCAGCCCGCUGCGCAGGCUGCAGAAGCUGUACAUCUCCAAGAACCACCUGGUGGAGAUCCCGCCCAACCUGCCCAGCUCACUGGUGGAGCUGCGAAUUCACGACAACAGGAUCCGCAAGGUGCCCAAGGGCGUGUUCAGUGGCCUGCGCAACAUGAACUGCAUCGAGAUGGGCGGGAACCCCCUGGAAAACAGCGGCUUUGAGCCUGGAGCCUUCGAUGGCCUGAAGCUCAACUACCUGCGCAUCUCCGAGGCGAAGCUCACGGGCAUCCCCAAAGACCUCCCAGAGACCCUGAACGAGCUCCAUCUGGACCACAACAAGAUCCAGGCCAUUGAGCUGGAGGACCUGCUCCGCUACUCCAAGCUGUACAGGCUGGGCCUCGGCCACAACCAGAUCCGCAUGAUCGAGAACGGGAGCCUGAGCUUCCUGCCCAGCCUCCGGGAGCUCCACCUGGACAACAACAAGCUGGCUCGGGUGCCCGCCGGCCUCCCUGACCUCAAGCUCCUGCAGGUGGUAUAUCUGCACACUAACAACAUCACCACAGUGGGUGUCAACGACUUCUGCCCCGUGGGCUUCGGGGUGAAGCGGGCCUACUACAACGGCAUCAGCCUUUUCAACAACCCUGUGCCCUACUGGGAGGUGCAGCCGGCCACCUUCCGCUGCGUCACCGACCGCCUGGCCAUCCAGUUUGGCAACUAUAAGAAGUAGAGGCCUCGGCUGCAGCCUGGAGACCUGGACAGGGUCCCCGGGGAGCCCAGUGGCUGGCCUGAAGUGGGGCACAGAGGGAGAAACCCUGGCCCCUCCUUUGACCCGCAGCCCCCACUGAUUGCCCUAUGACCCCCUCGCCCUGGCUCCUGAGCAUGCGCACGGAGCCUGAGCCUGGCCCCCAUCCCAGCUGUCUCUGGCCACCCAUCCUAGCCACUCAGAGGUUCCCCCGACCAAGUUUUCUUUACAUUCACCCAGAAACCAAACUGCCCGAGGCACGAUUGCUGGAAAUGGUCCUUGGCCCUAGGAUGGGGGGAGAAGGCCGGGACAGUGGGGUGGAGACAGAGGACCCGGUUGAGUGCACCCCACUUGUUGGUCUUGUGCCCUCUCGGUUCCUGGCGCUCCAGAGCCUGCCAGGGUGCCCCUAUCCAGCGGUACUACCUUGUUCUCCUUGGGUGUCCCCCAGUCUGGGACUCUCCACCCUCCACUGUCCCUCUCUUCUCUCACAUUUUCAGGUCCAGAGUGCAGGGUCUUCCCGGUCAAGCGAAGGGGGGCAGUUGCUCUCCAACUCUUCCCUGCCCAGGCCUUCCCCCAAGCCUAGGUGAUCCCAGAGAAGCUACACAGCCCCAGGGCUCCCAGUCCACAUUCAGGAGGGGGCUGCGAGUCCCCAGCAUAGCUCUGUACCACCCCUGCCCCCAUGGGGACCCCCACCUGUCGCCUGCCAGUCUCAGUGUAUGUGGGGGGUGGGGUCAGGGCAAUCACACCCAGCUUGAGUCGGGGCUGCUUCUGACGUCAGUUGUUUUUCAAUUAAAAAACACUGUGCAGUA
This is a messenger RNA of Sorex fumeus (smoky shrew), 2006 nucleotides long. RefSeq names its product biglycan (gene BGN). The record is from RefSeq and is a predicted model, not a curated record. Gene Ontology annotation, molecular function: protein binding. Bases 70 to 1182 code for a protein of 370 amino acids. Lineage: Eukaryota; Metazoa; Chordata; Mammalia; Eulipotyphla; Soricidae. The transcript has 8 exons.